ACCGUGAUGGUGUUUGCACACAUUUUGCAUUCAAAAAAACUGUUUUUAUUCCAAUUUUUUUCUAAUUUCAAUUUCUACUGAAAACCAACGAAAUAAAAAAAAAUGAAACAACGCGACUCUCUGGAUGAAAAACGACGACAAUUAACAUAUUUCACGUCUUGCAACGCCGGAACAUGCCAAUGCCGUGGUUUCCGGCCUGUUUUGAAUCACGAAGAUGAGACUGUCGAACGGCGAGCAACACGAGCAGAAAGAGAAAAUGAUUUUGCACCGAUGACUAGGGAUCUGGAAACUUUGGGAAGCGAGGAGAUAAUCGAAUGCCGAACGUGUGGUCAUUCUAUAUCUUUUCAUGCGGAGCCACUAAAAUAUUUGUCACAAGAGGAUCUGGACACGUAUACGGAUCAAAUUUCCGACCUUCAAACCUGUUGCUCUGAACUUUCAGAAAUCGAUCCUUCUCAUGAAUCUCUUCAGACGCUAUACAUCACAAUGCAAAUUCUCCUGAAAUCCCUUCGCACACUAACGCCCGUCGAUGUGCCUUUUAUCGGAAAACCAAAUUUUGAACCGGAAUCCCUAAGCCCAUAUAUUCUUGUGAAGAAGUUUAUCGCAUCCCGACCAGUUGAUAAUGCCGAAAAACAACGAUUAGCCGAAAUUGGAACGCUUUUUCUAACUGAAAUGAACCACUGGAAGCUUGAAGGAUUUCAGAGUCUUGCGGAUAAAUUAAAUGUGCCUCUCGAACAGGGAAAAUAUCGAAUGAUGUAUGUAAGAAUGGAUUAUUAUGUGAAUAUGCCGGCGAAAUACGUGUCUUUUAAGCAGUUUCAGACAGUGGACAUAUUCGGCGAGAAGUUCACCACAACAUUCUGUAAUUAUCUAAUAAAUGUGCUGAAUACGGGCAACUAUACACCAUUCGGCCUUUCGGAAAGUGAUUUAGAAGAGAAUAGCGAAGAUUUGAUCACAUUUGCAACGGAUUUGAGGCGAUAUUUAGAGACUGAAGAUCCACAAUCAACCUCCACCACAAAUCGACGAAAAGAUUCAAUUUCUACAGAAGACGUCAUUUUGAAAUAUGUAAAACGGAAAAAGCCAACGGAUCAUUCUGAAAGUUCAUCUCCACGUGAGCUCUCCACUUCACCUGUGGAAGAGCCCCGUCGCAGGAAGAAAGAGCCCUCAAGCUCCGCAAAAAAAUCCCCAGAAACUGAAGAAUCAAUGGCUCUACUGCGUUCUCUGAUUCGGGCGAUCAAGUUCGAAGGCGACCUGGAUGCAAUGGAACCGAAGACAAAAGUCGAAUUUGAAGCUCUUAAUACAGAAGUUUCACGAGGUCUAAGUGCUCUACAGGAAGAGGAGAGUGGGCUCAUUGAGUUCCGAGUAAUUGGAAAUGAUCUUGAUCCAUUUCAACAUCACGAGCAACUUGUUCAUCUUGUUGAGCUUCAAAAUCUAUUUGGAGCACAGCUUCCGAAGAUGCCCAAAGAAUAUGUGACACGGUUGAUUUUUGACUCGAGGCAUCAAAAUAUGGUGAUUUUGAAGCGAGAUAUGGGAGUUAUCGGUGGAAUUUGCUUCCGAACAUUCCCUUCACGGGGAUUUGUGGAAAUUGUAUUUUGUGCAAUUACUGCAAUGGAACAGGUCAAAGGAUAUGGAACACAUUUGAUGAAUCAUUGUAAAGAUUAUAUGAUUAAAAAUAAGAUUUAUCAUAUGCUAACCUAUGCUGAUGAAUUUGCAAUUGGCUAUUUUACAAAGCAAGGAUUCUCUGAAAAGCUGGAAAUCAACGAUACAGUCUAUCAGGGAUGGAUUAAAGAAUAUGAAGGUGCAACUUUAAUGGGUUGUCAUCUACAUCCACAAAUCUCGUACACAAAAUUUCCGGAUUUCUCGAAAGGAAUUCAGGCUCUACACUGUGGAUACAAGUCGGAAAAUGGAGCAGAAAGCCGUGGAAAAGUGUUUGGAGGACUUGAGCAUCUUUUCAGAGAAAGUUCCCCACAACUUCUCGAGCUCCGAAAAGUGCCGGGCACGGAUUCGCUUAAAAUGCACAAAAAGUCGUGUUACCAUCUGGACGAACGAGACGAUAGUCUUGACUCAAAAAUUGGAGCAAUUCUGAAGAAGCUGACCGCCGAUAAAAAUGCAUGGCCGUUUGCAAGUCCAGUUGAUGUGAAAGAAGUACCAGAAUAUUAUGAUCAUAUUAAGCAUCCGAUCGAUUUUAAAACAAUGCAAGAAAAAUUGAAACGGAAGGCUUAUACUCAUCAACACUUGUUCAUAGCCGACCUGAAUCGCCUCUUCCAAAACUGUUACGUGUUCAACGGAGCUGAAGCUGUCUACUAUAAAUAUGGCUAUAAACUGAACGAACUGGCGCUGAAACUUCUGAAAACGUCGUUCCCGGAGAGCUCGUGGUAUCCAGAGCUCCCCGAGCAAAAACCUCUAUGUUAAUUGUUAAUCUGUAAAUAAUUCAAUUUUUAUCUUUAUUAAUUAUAUAUUGAUUAAGACGAUCUCUUUUAUUUAUUUAUUAUACACUAUAUUGAUUCAGACUUUUGUGAUUUUUUGAGAAAAAAAUAUAAAAAUUCAUUAACAACGACGAAAAAAAUUUUUUUACCGGUA
Molecule: messenger RNA, 2574 nt
Organism: Caenorhabditis elegans
Lineage: Eukaryota; Metazoa; Nematoda; Chromadorea; Rhabditida; Rhabditidae
Gene: pcaf-1
Product: histone acetyltransferase
Exons: 11
Coding region: 103-2406 (767 amino acids)
Biological process (GO): regulation of DNA-templated transcription; regulation of gene expression
Cellular component (GO): centrosome; nucleus
Molecular function (GO): histone H3K9 acetyltransferase activity; acetyltransferase activity; acyltransferase activity, transferring groups other than amino-acyl groups
Source: RefSeq, marked reviewed